AGUUUUGUCAGCUCUCACUUAAUUUAAUCAUCCAUUCUAAGCAUAAUAAACGUGUAUAUACAGUUAAGGACGUUAUGUAAGACUUUCUAACAACAUGUACAUGAUUUUAUUUGUAUGCUAUUUUGGCUCCCGUCAUAUCCCAUUGUGAUAUUAGUAAUAGUUUAUUGUACAUUUAUGAUGAUCCUACUAUAUUUUUUACAUUUCUCUUAACAGAAAUGUGCAGCCAGGCGUGGCUGACAACGUCAUCGUUUCUAGUGAUACUUCCUCUGCUUAAAAGGUGCACGCACGUAUCAUUCACAUCAAAGUUUCGCUGUCCGAUCCUAAAAUGACUUUGAGUAUGUGACACUGACAGAAAGAAAGCAUCAAUGCGAAGGCAGAGAAAUAUGAUUGCGGUUGUUUUUCUUCUGUGUGCUGUCGAGCUUCUCUGCUCUGAUGGCAUCGCAGUGCAGAAUCAGGCGUGUGUGCCCAGUCAUGAGGUGGCAUGUUUUGUGCCAGCUGACUACUUGAAUGCAUCUGGUUCUGUCAGCGUGGAGGUGUGUGUUGGCAAGAAGCUCAACAUCUCCCUGGAGCACUUCUCUGAAUUCCCUGUUUGCCACUGGAUCAGAGGAGCAAACUCAAUACUGACGGUAAAUGGAAGUAACUCCAUGGUCCUGCCACCGCUUUCUGAGAUGGAUUCAGGGGAGUUUACGCUGAGCUGUGAAACUAGCGAAGGGAUCAGCUCCUCACUGGCUGUGGCUCUGCAUGUAGUGAUGAAACGUCCCACAAAACCAAAGCUGACACUGGACAAAGUGGAUAACAGAAAGCGUUCCCCUUAUUUCACAUGCAUCUCUGAGGGCUUCCCAAAGCCCACACUCAAAUGGACUGGAAACAAUGAUGGGACCAAUGUUCCUGCAAACAGUGUAAUGGCAAUUAGCACAAUAUCCAGUAGUAAAUAUUCUGAGCGUGGAGUGAUGUGCUGUGCUACAAACGCUGAAGGACAAGAAUGCUCUCAACUCUAUGACUAUGACCUGGACGCUAACUUUAUGAAACAUGAUGAGGUUUCUAAAGUCACCGUGAGCCCUGGUCAGCCUUUACUUCUGCGCUGCCGAAUAAAAUCACAGUAUUGGAUGCAACUAGUGUGGAUGAAUGGCAGCAAAAGAAUGAACACCACGAUAUUACCCUGCUCCUCUACAGUCAAGAAGGAGAUUUGCAUUAAAAGUGAUGGCCAUAAAAGCAGUCAGAUGGACUACCUGUUCAUCGAGUCAGUUAAUGGGAACCACAGUGGCACAUACACCUGCACGAGUCAAAACAACAAUACAAAGUCUGUUGACGUUCACGUCCAAGCGGGGGGUUUCCUCUCUGUCCAGAUGGAUAAGAGUCUGAUCAUAUCAGCUCAGAAUGCAUCCCGCUCCGGUUUGCAAGCCAGUGUUUCCUACCACCCUGUGCUCCAGCGCUGUUCCUGGGAAGCUCCUGAUAAAAACAUGAGUAAAUGCAUCCGGGACAAUUGGGUGACAAAACACAGGACUGUGAAGCUACGUGAUGUACUCAAAUCAGGAGAUUAUAAAUUACACUUGGAGGCUGGUGGACAAAUAGAAACAAAGACUAUAUCAGUGUGUGUUGUAGGCACACCAAAGUUCAAAUUCGGGAUUAACAAGGACAACAAUACCAUCACCUUUGAGACCGCAAGUCUUGUGCCAGCCAUUUAUACCUGGAUGUUAUGUUCUUUGUCUAAUGACAGCAUCUGUGAAACAGACUCUUCGUGGGAUGAGAUCCCAGAUGCCUCUCAUACAGACUCGGAUGUCUCCUGUGAGAAGACGAUCAAGGGCUCUCUGAGCAGAGAUCUAGUGGAUGGACAUCAUUUAAGGGUUUGCCUGACAAACUCAGUUGGCUCCUGGUGCCAAACCACAAACUUAAUGUACUACCCAACUUCACCCCAGGCCUCCACAGGUUCUGCAAAUUAUGAUAACGACAGCAUGAUGGUGCUGAAAGUAGGCAGUUUGAUUCUGCUCAUGGCUUUGGCAAUAGUUAGCGUGGUGCUCAUGUACUUUGUCAAAAAGAAGAAACCCAAGUAUCAGCCCCAGCUUCAGAUCAUCCAGAUGGUUGGACCCAAUGACAAUGAUUACAUCUACAUAAACUUCAAGGAGUUUGGGUACGACCUGAAAUGGGAGUUUCCCAGAGAGAACCUGGAACUGGGUCCAGAACUUGGCUCUGGGGCUUUUGGCAUGGUGGUCCAGGCCACAGCUUAUGGCAUCAACAAGCCUGGAGUCUCCCAGCAGGUGGCCGUCAAGAUGCUGAAAGAGAAACACCAGACGGUGGAGAAGGAGGCGCUGAUGUCGGAGCUGAAGAUGCUGACUCACAUCGGUCAGCAUGCCAACAUUGUUAACCUGCUGGGAGCCUGCACUGACUUGGGACCCAUAUACCUGAUUUUCCAGUACUGCUGCUAUGGAGAUCUACUGAACUACCUAAAGACAAACAGAGAGCGCUACCACAAGUGUGUGACCGACGCGUUCAACAAGGACCGUUUCAGCAUCCUUUACCACAACCUGCAGCCGAGGAAACGCUCUGGUGAGCUAGACACAGCAGCGGAUAACUAUGUGCCCAUGUACGGCUCUACCACCAGAGGGCAGGAGGACAUCGCUCUCCUUACCAUCAACUCUGGUGACAUGGACAGCUUUGAAGAGCCAAUGAUCCACGAAGACCCCGAUGAUCAGACAGAUUUGCAGACAGAAGACCUGCAAACCUUGACCUUUGAUGACCUUCUCAGCUUUGCCUUCCAAGUGGCCAAAGGCAUGGAGUUCCUCUCCUCCAAGAAUUGUAUCCACCGAGACCUGGCAGCUCGAAACGUGUUAGUGACAAAGGGCCGGCGGGUGAAGAUCGGUGACUUCGGACUGGCCAGAGACAUCGACAACGACUCCAACUACGUCGUGAGAGGAAAUGUGCGUUUGCCAGUGAAGUGGAUGGCACCAGAGAGCACCUUCCAGGGGAUCUACACCAUGAAGAGUGACGUCUGGGCUUAUGGCAUUCUGCUCUGGGAAAUCUUCUCACUUGGUGUUACUCCGUACCCGGGAAUGAAGGUGGAUCACACGUUCUAUUCAAUGAUUGAAAGAGGAUUCAAGAUGGAUUGUCCGUACUACGCAAACGAGUCUGUGUACGGGAUGAUGUGUAAGUGUUGGGCUCUGGAUCCCAGCAACCGGCCAUCCUUCUCCAAACUGGUGUCCUUUAUGUGUGAUCAGCUGACAGACCGAGAGGAGCAGCUCUACCAUAACAUGCCCGACCAGACAUCCAGCGACUACCACAACACAGCAGACGUUUUGGACAUUUCCGCCUUGACAAAGAAGAAAGAGGACAAGACUCAGUCAGCCAAUGAUUACUGCCGACCCCGUACGACUGAAGAAAGCAGAGCAGAAGUGUCCGACGCAGACACUGUGGCAGCUGACGAGAAGCUGGUGAAGCCAGCUGAUGCCGAGUGAUCCCCAAAUGCUUAAAACCAAUUGGUCUAUAUAUAUUUGACAUUUUUUCUCAUGGUAAUAAUCUCAGUGACAGAAAUCACUUGCUUCUCAUUCUUAGAGCAUUGCAACAAGAUUUUUUUACAAUAUUAUAAAUAAAUUCCUUUUGAGCAGCUGAAAUUAAAAACAUUUUUGUAUAAAAGGAUGCUAAAUAUUCUCAGGACUAGAGACAUGUAAGAUAUGGAGUUUUGUAACAUUUUUAUACAUUCGGUCUACAUACUGUAGCAACUGAUCCACUUUUAGUUUUAGAUUUGAUCAUAUACACCAUAUAUCAUGUGUAUUGUUAUGCAGUUAAAUGUGAUGGCAAUUAUUUUGUUGUGGUAUAUUGUUUGUAUGUUUUAUACCAGCAGCUAUUACUUACAGAUCAAACGAAAAAUGUUGUAAUCAUUUUCAAAACAAGCUUUAUUUUUUUUAUAUUUUAGGGGAUUUCUUUAUUAUCUUUAUUUUGUGUGUUUGCAUUAUACCUGCAGUAAAAUGGACUUUUACACAUUCAUUAAAAAAAAUUGGUGAUCCCGAUGGAAGUCACCUGCAUAUGUCUGAUCGGUCAACAGUUCAACCCUAAAACAUGUUUUCCAUUACUACAAAAAGUCUAAAGAGGAGUAACUAUUCCAUAAUAUCCUCUAAUAUCAUUUCAUGUUUGUGACAUACCUGUCAAUCUCUAAAAAGGCAACUUUUCAUGAGUUCAGAAAAAGUAUUGUUUUCAGCUUUCAGCUGAUCUGAAAGGGUUUUGAAAUGGUGUGUUAAGCGUGUGAAAGUUAAUUGUUUUAUUAUAAUGGAACAUGUAAAGAAAGAAAACAAUUAAAAUCACAAUUUGCUUA
Molecule: messenger RNA, 4303 nt
Organism: Pseudoliparis swirei
Lineage: Eukaryota; Metazoa; Chordata; Actinopteri; Perciformes; Liparidae
Gene: flt3
Product: fms related receptor tyrosine kinase 3
Exons: 24
Coding region: 366-3449 (1027 amino acids)
Biological process (GO): protein phosphorylation; B cell differentiation; multicellular organism development
Cellular component (GO): signaling receptor complex
Molecular function (GO): transmembrane receptor protein tyrosine kinase activity; ATP binding
Source: RefSeq, a predicted model, not a curated record